Messenger RNA from Sinocyclocheilus rhinocerous, 4021 nucleotides. It is a transcript of the gene kcnt2b, whose product is annotated as potassium sodium-activated channel subfamily T member 2b. The coding region runs from base 54 to 3749 and encodes 1231 amino acids. NCBI's taxonomy places the organism in Eukaryota, Metazoa, Chordata, Actinopteri, Cypriniformes, Cyprinidae. Gene Ontology annotation, cellular component: plasma membrane. The record is from RefSeq and is a predicted model, not a curated record. Gene Ontology annotation, biological process: potassium ion transmembrane transport. Gene Ontology annotation, molecular function: intracellular sodium-activated potassium channel activity; outward rectifier potassium channel activity. The transcript has 30 exons.
GAAGGCGUUGGCAUUUCCACGCCGCGUCGGUUUGUGCGCUUUGCUGAGUGACUAUGGUGGAGCUGGAGAAGGAGGUUCUGCCGCUGCCGCCACGGUACCGGUUCCGAGACCUGUUGCUCGGGGACUGGCAGACCGACGACAGAGUGCAGGUAGAGUUCUAUGUGAAUGAAAACACUUUCAAGGAACGUCUGAAGCUGUUCUUCAUCAAAAACCAAAGAUCCAGUUUGAGAGUGCGACUCUUCAACUUCUUCCUGAAGGUUCUGAGCUGCCUGCUCUACAUCGUACGAGUCCUGCUAGACGACCCGCGGGAGGAGAGAGACUGUCCUGGCUGUCUCAGACAGAAUGCAUCUGCUCACAACAGAAGCCAUUUUGACUGGUCCCUCAUUAUUUGGGUGAACAGGCCUCUGCCACUCUGGGCUCUUCAGGUGCUUGUUGCAUUCAUCAGUUUUUCAGAGACCAUGUUGCUGGUGUACCUCAGCUACAAGGGGAACGUUUGGGAGCAAGUGUUGCGCAUUCCGUUCGUUCUGGAGAUGAUCAGCGCCGUUCCUUUCGUGAUCACUGUGAUUUUGCCCUCCCUCAGAAACUUGUUCAUUCCUGUUUUCCUGAACUGCUGGCUGGCCAAACACGCUCUUGAGAACAUGAUUAAUGACCUGCACAGAGCGAUUCAGCGAACACACUCGGCCAUGUUCAACCAGGUGCUCAUCCUUAUCAGCACCCUGCUCUGCCUCAUCUUUACCUGUAUUUGUGGUAUUCAGCACUUGGAACGAGCAGGGAACAACCUGACGCUCUUUGACUCUCUGUAUUUCUGUGUUGUCACCUUCUCUACGGUGGGAUUUGGUGAUGUUACACCUCAGAUCUGGCCCUCACAGCUGCUGGUGGUCAUCAUGAUCUGUGUGGCUCUUAUAGUUCUACCAAUACAGUUUGAGCAGUUGGCUUUCUUGUGGAUGGAGCGACAGAAGUCUGGAGGGAACUACAGCCGCUAUCGUGCCCAGACCGAGAAGCACGUGGUGUUGUGUGUCAGCUGUCUCAAGAUAGACCUACUCAUGGACUUUCUCAACGAGUUCUUCGCACACCCCAGACUGCAGGACUACUAUGUGGUCAUCUUAUGUCCCGCUGAGAUGGAUGUCCAGGUGCGAAGGAUACUGCAUAUCCCGCUAUGGGCUCAGAGGGUCAUCUACCUGCAGGGAUCUGCUCUCAAAGACCAGGACCUAAUGAGGGCGAAGAUGGAUGAUGCCGAGGCCUGUUUUAUCUUAAGCAACCGAUUUGAAGUGGACCGCUUUGCCGCUGACCAUCAGACCAUUCUUAGGGCCUGGGCCGUGAAGGACUUUGCCCCAAACUGCCCUCUCUACGUGCAGAUCCUCAAACCCGAGAACAAGUUUCACAUCAAGUUCGCAGACCAUGUGGUUUGUGAGGAAGAGUUUAAGUAUGCCAUGUUGGCCCUCAACUGUGUGUGUCCUGCCACCUCCACCCUGAUCACCUUAUUGAUUCACUCCUCUAGAGGACAAACAGCAUCUUCAGAGGCCUUCAAGCAGCGAGCAGGCGCCUUCCAGCCCCUCAACAGGGAAGGCGGUGCUGGCUCCGUCGACCAAUGGCAGCGCACGUACCGGCGGUGUGCAGCCAAUGAGGUCCACCACAUCCAGCUGGAAGAGAGCAAGUUUUUUGGAGAAUAUCAGGGAAAGAGUUUCACUUUUGCCUCCUUUCAUGCACAUAAGAAAUACGGUGUGUGUCUGAUCGGGGUGCGCAGGAUGGACACAGCCAACAUCCUCUUGAACCCCGGACCCUGCCACAUCAUGGGAGCUUCCGACACCUGUUUCUACAUCAACAUCUCCAAGGAGGAGAACUCAGCCUUUGUCAGGGGCCACAGAGAGCCAGUCAGGGGCCCCGGGGGUGACUCCAGAGGGGUCUCGCAGACAAUCUAUCAUGGCCUCACUCGACUACCAGUGCACAGUAUUAUUGCCAGCAUGGGCACGGUAGCCAUAGACCUGCAGGACUCCAGUGACAGCAGUCCAGAAGGCUCGGGUCCGCCGGCUCUGGGCAGUGGGAGUGUGAGCAGGAGUGGCUCCAGGACAGAAGUGGGCGGCUGUAACACUCUAGCGCUGCCCGCCAUGAGUGGCUCAGGGGAGGAGAGGAGACACAGCAUCGCCCCCGUCCUGGAGGUGGUUGAGGGGGUGCACAGCGCUACAUUUGACCUGCUAGGGGACCAAUCGGAGGACGAGGGAGGAGAGGAAGGGAAGGAGGAAGACGGGGGAGAGCAGAAAGGCCAGUGGUGGGGAGCACACUGCGAAUGGGUCAAAGGCUACCCGCUAAAUUCUCCAUACAUCGGCAGCUCUCCUGCCCUCUGCCACCUCCUGCAGGAGAAAAUGCCAUUUUGCUGUCUGCGCCUGGAUAAGGCUUGUCAUCAUAUGCCCUACGAGGACGCUCGCUCAUACGGCUUUAAAAACAAACUGAUUAUCGUGUCCGCAGAAAGUGCUGGAAACGGCCUCUAUAACUUCAUCGUUCCGCUGCGGGCGUAUUAUCGGCCCAGGAAGGAGCUCAACCCCAUCGUUUUGCUACUGGAGAAUGUACCUGAGGCAGACUUCCUGGAGGCCAUCUGCUGGUUUCCUAUGGUUUUCUACACCGUGGGCUCCAUCGACAAUUUGGAUAGUCUCCUGCGUUGUGGUGUGACGUUUGCUGACACCAUGGUUGUGGUGGACAAAGAGAGCUCCAUGAUCGCUGAGGAGGAUUACAUGGCUGAUGCCAAGACCAUUGUUAAUGUUCAGACGCUCUUCAGGCUUUUUCCUGCUCUCAGUAUCAUAACUGAACUCACCCACCCGGCCAACAUGCGCUUCAUGCAGUUCAAAGUGAAAGACCACUAUUCUCAAGCUCUCUCCAAACUGGAAAAGAAAGAGAGAGAGAGAGGCUCUAACCUGGUGUUCAUGUUCAGAUUACCGUUUGCAGCUGGGAAGGUGUUUAGUGUCAGUAUGUUAGACACUCUGUUGUAUCAGUCCUUUGUGAAGGACUACAUGAUCUCCAUCACCAGACUGCUGCUAGGUCUGGACUCCAUGCCUGGAUCUGGCUUCCUGUGUGCUAUGAAGAUCACAGAGGAGGAUUUGUGGAUUCGCAGUUAUGGUCGUCUCUACCAGAAGCUGUGCUCGUCGACAGGAGACAUUCCCAUCGGCAUCUACCGCACUGAAGUGCAUAAACUGCCCGUCUCAGAGUCUCAGGUGUCCAUCACGGUGGAGGACUACGAGGAUACGCGCGAACCCCGCGAGCCUCUGCUCUGCCGCUCCCGUCUUAAGCGUAACUCCACGUCGUCCGAGCCUCCCUCAUCCUCAUCAUCAUCACACGCCAUGGACCACCCGCUCCUGAGGAGGAAGAGCAUGCAGUGGGCGCGGCGGUUGAGUCGUAAAGGUGGGCGGGGCUCCAGCGGGGCCAAGGGAGUGGGGAGCGCCGCCGAGCGCAUCAGCCAGCAGAGACUCAGCCUGUUCCGCCGCUCCGAGAGACAGGAGCUCAACGCUUUGGUCCGCACACGCAUGAAGCACCUGGGGCUCUCGCCAUCUGGAUUUAAUGGGAUGACUGACCAGGGCAACAGACUGUCUUAUAUUCUUAUCAACCCUUCCCCCGACACACGCCUGGAGCUCCAUGAUGUCGUGUAUCUGAUCAGACCAGACCUUCUGUCACCAGUGCCUAACCAGGCCGGCGGUCGCAAGCCCAGCGCAGGGCCAGCGGAGGGACACAGAUUUGACACACAGGACAGCACUCAUCUAUAAACACAAUUACCACAGGCCACCAGCAGCACGAGAAGAUGGGGACAUACUUCUAUAUAUAUGUGUGUGUGUGUGUGUGUGUGUGUGUGUGUACGGUUGAGAGAGAGAGAGGGGAAUACCUGUGCAGAUGGGACUGUGAGCUAAUCUACACUGUAAAAAGUGAUCUAGCUUUUAGUUGCCUUCAAUCAGCUUUCAUGUUAAAUUGUCAAUACAACUGAAACUGUUGAGAGAACACGAUUUUUAAGCUUUCAUUGAAUCAACUAAUGGAUGCUUUU